AUGUCUGUGUCUGCACCUCCUGCUCGGGCUGAGGUUAUAGACCACAGAGAUCCCGUCUGUCCAGCUACUACACUCAGCACGAACAGGACAUGGGUGAGACUGAACCGCUAUGAAGCUGUCGAGAUGUCUGAGAUUGUAAACGAGAAAAACUUGCCGCCCCGCACCAAGCCGCCCCGCACCAAGCCGCCCCGCACCAAGCCGCCCCGCACCAAGCCGCCCCGCACCAAGCCGUCCCGAAUUAAGCCACCCCGCACCAAGCCGCCCCGCACCAAGCCGCCCCUCACCAAGCCGUCCCGAAUUAAGCCACCCCGCAUCAAGCCGCCCCGCAUCAAGCCGCCCCGCACCAAGCCGCCAUACAUCAAGCCACCCCGCACCACGCUGCCCCGCACCGUGCUGCCCCGCACCGUGCUGCCCCGCACCGCGCUGCCCCGCACCGCGCUGCCCCGCACCGCGCUGCCCCGCACCGCGCUGCCCCGCACCGCGCUGCCCCGCACCGCGCUGCCCCGCACCGCGCUGCCCCGCACCACGCUGCCCCGCACCACGCUGCCCCGCACCACGCUGCCCCGCACCACGCUAACCCGCACCACGCCGCCCCGCACCAAGCAGAUCUGCACCACACCGCCCCGCACCAAGCCGCACCACACCAUCCAGCUAAAUACCGGACAGAGGAGCGGCGACGCGGUACGGCACGGAGGCCCUGUCGCUGGUGAGGAGAUGGAGAUGGAGUCAAUAGUGCAAAGUGAAGUCGGUAAGUGA
Messenger RNA from Knipowitschia caucasica, 756 nucleotides. Lineage: Eukaryota; Metazoa; Chordata; Actinopteri; Gobiiformes; Gobiidae. The record is from the annotation of a GenBank genome assembly.